Lampris incognitus (smalleye Pacific opah) is the source of this 2607-nucleotide messenger RNA. It is a transcript of the gene yars2, whose product is annotated as tyrosyl-tRNA synthetase 2, mitochondrial. Gene Ontology annotation, cellular component: cytosol; mitochondrion. Gene Ontology annotation, molecular function: tyrosine-tRNA ligase activity; RNA binding; ATP binding. NCBI's taxonomy places the organism in Eukaryota, Metazoa, Chordata, Actinopteri, Lampriformes, Lampridae. The record is from RefSeq and is a predicted model, not a curated record. The transcript is spliced from 6 exons. Bases 2 to 1411 code for a protein of 469 amino acids. Gene Ontology annotation, biological process: tyrosyl-tRNA aminoacylation.
UAUGGCGGCGGCCGCGGUGUGGGUUUCGCUCAGGAGAGGACGUCUUCGUCUCCCUUGGAGCGCCAAACUCCGUUAUUCGUCCGCGGCGAGUGACGGACUGCUGUUGUCGCUGCACCAGCGGGGGAUCCUGAAAGAGUCCUUCCCCGACGGCGCAGCGCAGGACCGCCUCCCCCGGCUGCUGCAGUCCGGCUCUCAGACGGUGUACUGCGGCUUCGACCCGACGGCGGACAGCCUCCAUGUGGGCAACCUGCUGGCCCUCAUCGGCCUCUUGCACUUCCGCAGCGCCGGACACAAUGUGGUGGCCUUGCUCGGGGAGGCCACGGCCCAGAUCGGGGACCCGAGCGGGAAGACGGGCGACAGAGAGCGGCUCUCCCCCGUGGCGGCGAGGGAGAACAGCCGGCGCGUCCGGGAGAGCAUCCAGCGGAUUUUCACCAACCACGAAAUGAACUUCCAGGACCCGUCCAGAAGCAUGGGCACCUUCACAGUGCUGAACAACUGGAGCUGGUACAAGAACCAGAAUGUAGUGACGUUUCUCUCAGAAGCCGGCAGGCAAUUCCGCAUGGGCACUAUGCUGAGUCGGCACAGCGUGCAGUUGAGGCUGAAGAGUGCGGACGGUAUGAGCCUGACAGAGUUCAUGUACCAGGUCUUCCAAGCUUACGACUUCUACCACCUCAAUCAGAUUUAUGGCUGCAAGAUUCAGCUCGGAGGCACCGAUCAACUGGGCAACUUGAUGUCCGGUCACGACUUCAUUCACAAAGUAUGCGGCGAGGACGUGUUUGGGCUGACCAUACCUUUGGUGACCAGCACGAUGGGAGACAAACUGGGCAAGACGGCGGGCAAUGCCGUGUGGCUCAACAGAGACAAGACCUCUCCAUUUGAACUGUACCAGUUUUUCCUACGGCAGCCUGAUUCCAAUGUGGAAUGGUACCUGAAGCUGUUCACCUUCUUGCCCCUGGCGGAGGUGGAGAAGGUGAUGGAGCAGCAAAGGAAGGAUCCGGGCCAGCGGAUCGCCCACAAACGCCUGGCGGCUGAGGUCACCAAGCUGGUCCAUGGCAAGGAGGGCCUCGAGAGCGCUAAGAGGUGCACCAACGCCUUGUACCACAACAGCGCGCACGCCUUGGAGCAGAUGAGUGACGAGGAGCUCCAGGAGCUCUUCAGAGAGGCUCCUUUCCACGAGAUGCUGCUAGACCCGGGGACCACUGUGCUGGACGCCUGCCGCAAGGCCAGCGCCAUCCCUGAGGGUCCUAAAGGGUAUCGCAUGGUGUCGGAGGGAGCCGUGUGGAUCAACCACCAACGCCAAAACCAGCCGGAGCAAGUGUUGAUCCCCAAGGUCCACAUCCUGUCAAACGGACUGACCCUGCUCAAGGUGGGCAAGAGGAACUUCUACAUCAUCAAGUGGCUCGCGCUCUGAGGCCGCCCGUCCUCGGCAGGGGAAGCGGCGCCCUGCAGACGGAUUAGAGGUGAAGAGGAAAGGGCGGCACCGUCCUGUCGGGUGCGUCACGGGCAGAAGGGACCAGACUGUGCAGACAUUUUGGGGACACAGCAGGCGGUUUGGAGAGGCUCCGCCCGCGGGGCUGUCCUGUAUAUAUGUGUGUGUAUUCGCUAAUGUGCCCGUGUCUCGUUGGUCUUAACCCCAUUAAAAACGUUGGAUGGACGGCUCGUGACCAGCUUGCAGCUUCAGGUGUGCACUUUCUCCCCUCCCAACGGUUGUGGCAACAAAUGUGCAGUUUCCAAAUCAAACACCAGGGGUCAGUCAUACCCCAGUUAUGCAGAGAGCCGCCGCAGGCCGCAGCCCCGGAGCAGAGCACUGCGGCCUCGUAGACGAACGAAAACUUGAAAUUACCUUGAAAAAUCGCAUUUAUCUGAGCCGAUGCUGAGGGGGGGGGGCGGCUGUGUUGCAGGAGAGAGAAAUGUCCUUUCAACCGGGUGCUCAGAACUGAGCAGAACCUGUCGGAACCGGCCCGCUGUCUCUCCCCCUGCAAAGAGGGGUGUAAACAGCACUGCAGAGAAAUCAGCCGAGGUCUCGCCCGGAGACCUUGUUCAAUGUUGAAAACUGAUUUUGUGUAUUUGAGAGGAUUUAUUUGUGCCAUCGACGACGGACCCCCCCCCCCAACAUGAGCACGCUGGCCCCGAUGGCGCGGAGGAGCCAGAUCACACUUGGUGUACAGCAGCAAGUGUGUUUAAGCAUUUGUGGGUCUUUUCGUGCUGCUGCAAACGUAAUGUUGUAAUGGGGGGGGGGGGCUUUUCUGCAGCUUUCCGUAAAAUCCACCGGUUGUGUUUUAUCGUUUUCAUGGUGGUGACUUCGGCUGAAUCCUCCGCGAGAUAGGGGGGGCCACGCGCUCGCCCACCGUUCACAGGUUUAUUUUAUUUUUCUUCCUCUACUGUUUUUUAAAUGUGCUUCUAAUGGGUUUGACGUAGCCGGGGUUGUGCGGCCUACUGGAGGAGAAGAAGAAGAAGACUGGCGUUGCAGGUUUGCUGCUUCCCCUGCACAUCCGGUGUGUCUGAUGACGCGUCGACGCCUUGUCUUUCGGCAGGUAUUACGUCACCUACGUGUAAUGCAAAUGAAACGACUGUUAAUAAAUGCACGUGUUGAGUUCAGCUGCACAA